Quercus robur (English oak) is the source of this 753-nucleotide messenger RNA. RefSeq lists its product as uncharacterized. The record is from RefSeq and is a predicted model, not a curated record. The coding region runs from base 117 to 632 and encodes 171 amino acids. NCBI's taxonomy places the organism in Eukaryota, Viridiplantae, Streptophyta, Magnoliopsida, Fagales, Fagaceae. The transcript is spliced from 5 exons.
AACAUUUCUCUCUCUCUCUGUGUUUUUAAAAAAAUAAAAAGAUUAAAAAAAAAAUUGGACAUAUAAGAAGUCAACAAAAGUCAUCUGAUAAUAAACAAAGUGAUUCGGAGUCGGAGAUGGAGGAGGUGAGCGCAGGGGCAGGGGCAGGGAGCGGAGCGACGACAGCAACAGCAACAACACCGUCCUUCUUGUUGCUCCCUUGGAAUCUCCCUCUCUUGUCAGCCAUCCUCGCCGGCGCUCUCGCCCAGUUCCUCAAGCUCUUCACCACCUGGUAUAAAGAAAGGAGAUGGGAUACCAAAAAGAUGCUUGAUUCUGGUGGAAUGCCUUCAUCCCAUUCUGCAACCGUCACUGCUCUUGCGUUUUCUAUAGGUCUCCAUGAGGGAACUGGGGGAUCCACUUUUGCCAUUGCUGUCGUCUUAGCAUGUGUUGUGAUGUAUGAUGCCACGGGGGUCAGACUUCAUGCUGGUCGUCAAGCAGAAUUGCUGAAUCAAAUUGUGUGUGAACUUCCUUCAGAACAUCCUUUAUCCAACAUAAGACCUCUACGAGAUUCACUAGGGCAUACUCCACUUCAGGUUGUUGCUGGUGCUGUGUUGGGAUGCAUAAUAGCAUAUCUGAUGGGAAAUUCGAAAUAGGAUAUCAAAUGACCAAUAUUAUUUCCCUUGUCACGAAUUUGGAUACAUGUAAACUGCAUACUUGUAAUCUGGUUACUCUUAUAGUGAAACUACUUUGUUCAUGGACUCUUAUUCAGCUUUA